This is a messenger RNA of Lucilia sericata (common green bottle fly), 3305 nucleotides long. RefSeq lists its product as uncharacterized. The coding region runs from base 129 to 3290 and encodes 1053 amino acids. The transcript is spliced from 9 exons. NCBI's taxonomy places the organism in Eukaryota, Metazoa, Arthropoda, Insecta, Diptera, Calliphoridae. The record is from RefSeq and is a predicted model, not a curated record.
UACGACAUGCGUCUUUAACACGCCAACGUUCGGCAUUCAGGACCCAUCAGCGGCAUAGAUCUCGCGAUGAGUCUUCUAUCGAUUUAUCUAAAAUAUUUGACUCCAACACAACAAAUACGAGUACAAUUAUGGCCUCAAUUACAAGUACUAAUUUAAGUAACGCAGAAAGUCUUAGCUCUAGUCUAACGGCUUUAAAUAAAACAUCUAUGGAUGGAGGAGAUAGUGCAGAUGUUCCCCAGAAACAGCAACAGCAGAAACCAGAUUUAAGCAUCAGUGGAAAUAUAUGUUCAACCUCAAUAUCGUCAUCAACACCAACUACUACAUCUGAAGGCGGUUACAAUAGCAGUGAUAAUGUACUAUCUUCAGCUUCUACGUCUCGUAAAGCAAGUACAGCUUCGGAGUAUACAUCUUUAUCGUCGGAUUACACACCGGACAAUACAAUUACUCCGAACUCUGCAUUUUUAGCGGAAAAUGCGCGCAACACACGUUAUUUUGAACUAAAUGAGACCAUUGAUAUAACAUUAAAUACGAAUAGUAAUACUAAAGAAAAUGCUCCAAACACGACACCUACAUCAAACACCAACAAUGAAUGCACUGAUGAAAAUGCAUGUCCAAACGAUGCUAAAACUCAAAAUGAUCCUGAUGAAAAUUCAAAUAAUAAACAAGGAGCUCAACCAACAACUAAUACAACGGUUGCAAAUCCAACAGCAGCUAGGAAAAUAUCCCGGUUUUACGUUAAUCCUGUAGUAUUACCAACCUCAAGUGGAGUUUCCGUCGUAACUACUAGUGCACCAUCGACAGAGAAUGAAGUGCAACAUAAUUUGAAGUGUAGCACAACAGAGGCUGGAGGCAACAACUUUCAAAACUGCAGUAAGAGCACAUCAACAUCCCCAUCAAAAACGGAAAAUACUGAAAAUUCGGAACAAACAAUAGAAAAAGCCGCCACUAAUAACGAUGUAGUUACGCAAAAUGUUAGUGCUGUUACAAAUAAUGUAAUGAAACCUUCAGGUGGCGGAGCAAGUUCUGUUACAAAUACGAGCAGUAAUACAAACAAUUCCUUAGAACAACUUAAAAUUGAGUUAGAGAACAUAACACAUGCACAAGCAUUUGCAUCGGCUAUUGUGGCUUCUAUAAACAACGAUCAAGUCUAUCAACAACAGCAGCAACAACCACAGCAACAUACUAGUUUACAACAGAAUCAAGAAGAGAAACAGCAGUCAGUAGCUAAUACAUCAUGCCAUUCUUUGGGUCAAAGCACACCGACUGGUACCUUGAGCUCUACCAGGUCUUCUUCAACAUAUAAUUCCAGACGGACAUCGUUAGACAACAGUGUUAGUAAUGAUUUACAACAUUUAACAACCAAUCACAUAGAAAGCAGUGAAAGCAUUCAAGCUCAAUAUGCAAAUAUGGAAAAUGGUAUAACAGAAAAUACUCAAGUCUCUCAAAAACUAUCAAAACAGAAUAGUUUAGAAAAAACGGUGCAAUCAAUGUCUGCAGGUAGCGCUGAUUCAACUACAAAUAAUUCCAAUCAACGACAAGGUGGUCUUACUCAAAGUUCAAUAGCAGACCUGGAGAAGAAAUUGGCUGCCCUCAGGAAUGCUGAAAUACCAGAUGAGUCCAAAAAUCCACCAACUUCCUUAACGACUAAUAAUUCGGUUUCCUCAAAUACUCAAAAUCAAGUUGGAGAUGAGCAUCAACGUGGAGUACGUAAAAUUUCACGAUUUUGUGUCAGCCGUGUUCAGGAACAAAAAUCUAACGAAAAUAAAAAGUCAACAUCUGGUGUAUCAACACCUCCAUCUGCUACUCCUCCUACUAUAGAUUUACAAGCUGUAAAUAGUGCCAAUUCUAAUGAUGUAAGUAGUCUAAUAAAUACGCCCACGGAGCAGUUACCUACUCCUCUAGGUGGUCCACAACAAACAUUUCAACAAGAGCCUAACCCAGCUGCUGUUGCUGCUAUUGUGGUCCCAUUAACAACACAAAUACAGCCAUCAGUAUUAAAUUUGCAACAACAAACACAACCAGCAGUCAUAUACAAUCCUAGUAAUAAUUCAACAGUUCAAAUUCCUCAACAACAGCAACCACUUGUGCAACAGCAAAUCCAAUCAACAACAGUUUUACAACAAAAAAUUCCAAAUGCAGGGGCGCCAAUUUUAAUACCAAAUUUACAUUUGCAACAACCAAAUUUGCAACAUCCAUUAGCCCAAAAACCUACCACAUCACCAAAUCAACCAAAAACCGCAGUUUCGGUUGCUGCUGAGACGACAAAACAGAAUGUACAUCAACCUCAACAUACUCCCUCCUUGACAACUCAACAACAAGUAUCUACUUCUCAACAAACAAACAUGCAGUCACUCCCGAAAAGUUUGGCUCAAUCACAAAUUCCGUCAACUCAACCACUUCCAGUUUUUCGUUCGUUACUCACACCGACAUUGCCACAAAAUUCCGCAUCCUAUAUUAUUCAGCCGGCUUCACAACAGCAUAUAGUAAAUCCAGUUCAUUCACAACAAUCCCAAAUUCAAAGCGCUAAUCAGCAGUCAGUUUAUAUACACAGUGAUGGAGUUGAAAGUGCUAUGCGUAUGCAGAUGCCUCAAGAAGAACCUGUAUCUCUAGCAGCUACUCAUCCAAAUUUGCUUCCAACAGUUAUACAAUCAGAUAUAAAACAUAACCUGGAUUCAUUGGUAAACCAGUUGUGCAAUUUACGAUUAGGAACAAAUCAGCAUCAACGAUUGUUACUUUUAAGGCAACGUCAGUUAAUUGAAGAAGAUGAAUUGCGUUUGAAGCAUUACGUCGAAUAUGAGAAAUUUCAAAAGGCCAUGCGUCAAUCUAAUGACGUACCAACCCAACAGCCUCUGUUGUAUAUACAACCAUCAGGUGCAGGUCAACAAGGUUUUAUAAAUUUUGCUGGUAGCUUUAUACCUAAUACCGCACAAUCGUCUCAUACUCAGCAACAAAUCGUCAAUACGAAUUCUCAAACAGCUGCAAUGUCAGCCGCAGCGCAAGGUUAUACUGUCAUGUUUAAUCCGCAAUUAACCAUGUCAACACAAGCACAGAACACCGCUACAUUGCAGCAACAUAUAAGCUCGCCUUACAUAUUAACAAGUCAAAAUAUACAACAGCAACUACAGAUUCCUGCUAAACAAUUUCACCCAUCUUCAGUUAUACAACAAAAUUCGGCAGAUACUACACAUAACCAUCCGUUAGUUAGCCACACUACAUCUGGAGCCACAGAAGUUAAUUUCACAGCAGCUACCAGUGAAUUAUCAAUCACAGUGAUUAAAUUACAGUCGUGAAAGUAUCGCUCAUCU